Messenger RNA from Thlaspi arvense, 1598 nucleotides. NCBI's taxonomy places the organism in Eukaryota, Viridiplantae, Streptophyta, Magnoliopsida, Brassicales, Brassicaceae. The record is from the annotation of a GenBank genome assembly.
CCGACCACGGAGUUCGAAUUCUAAAAUCGUUUUGGAAUCGUUCCGCGAAAGAGAGAAAGGGAAAUAGAGAGAUUCGAGUUCCCAAUCAGAAAAAAACGCCAAGGAGAUCUUCUUUUUUGUUAAAUCCGAGAGUUUUCCUUUAACAAUCGUAUCGAAUCUCAGGUUGGAGUAGCUCUAGGAGCUGAAGUCCUUGGGGAGAGAUCCGAUUCUCUCCUGAUUUUUUACGUAUCCAUGGCGAUUCGGUGGUCGAAGCUGUGUAUUGUAUUGUUCGCACUGUCUUACGCCAUCUGCGUCAUUGCCGGGAAGAGCUACUACGAUGUGUUGCAAGUCCCGAAAGGUGCGUCUGACGAACAGAUCAAGAGGGCUUACAGGAAACUCGCUUUGAAGUAUCAUCCCGAUAAAAAUCAAGGAAACGAGGAAGCCACUCGCAAAUUCGCCGAGAUCAACAACGCUUAUGAAGUGCUAUCGGAUGAGGAAAAGAGGGAGGUAUAUAACAAGUACGGUGAAGAAGGGCUAAAACAGUUUGCUGCAAAUGGAGGACGAGGAGGAGGAGGAGGGGGCAUGAAUAUGCAGGACAUAUUUAGCCAGUUUUUUGGUGGAGGUUCGGCGGAGGAAGAAGAAGAAAAGGUUGUCAAGGGUGAUGACGUGAUUGUGGAACUUGAGGCGACUCUAGAAGAUCUAUACAUGGGAGGCUCUGUAAAGGUAUGGAGGGAGAAGAAUGUCAUAAAACCAGCUCCUGGAAAGAGAAAGUGUAACUGCAGGAAUGAGGUUUAUCACAGACAAAUUGGUCCUGGAAUGUUCCAACAGAUGACAGAGCAGGUCUGUGACCAAUGCCCAAAUGUUAAGUACGUACGCGAAGGAUACUUUGUCACAGUUGAUAUUGAGAAAGGAAUGAAAGACGGAGAGGAAGUGUCUUUCUACGAAGAUGGUGAACCCAUUCUCGACGGUGAACCUGGUGACCUUAAGUUCCGAAUCAAGACUGCACCACAUGCCCGCUUCCGGAGAGAUGGCAACGAUCUACACAUGACCGUCAACAUCACACUGGUUGAGGCGCUAGUUGGUUUUGAGAAAUCAUUUAAACACUUGGAUGAUCACGAAGUUGACAUCAGUUCCAAGGGAAUUACAAAGCCCAAGGAAGUGAAGAAGUUCAAAGGAGAAGGGAUGCCACUUCACUACAGCACAAAGAAAGGCAACCUCUUUGUCACUUUUGAGGUUUUGUUUCCUUCUUCUCUCACUGAGGAGCAGAAGAAGAAGAUUAAAGAAGUAUUGGCUUAGUACUUCUCUCUCCCCUCUCUCUCUCUCUCUCUCUAGAAGCUUGGGGUUUAAAGAGGAAUCGUGAUGGUACUUAAUGUAACAUGACUAGGUUUUUAAUAUAGAAAGAAAAAAAGGGGAGACAAAGAGGAAGAUGAGAAAAGCCACGAGUUGGUUUUGAUCAGAUUGUCUUUUUAUUUGUUUCUGUACUACUAUUUUCUUCGCUUUUGUUAAUCAAAUUAGUGCAGUUUUGGAUUAUUCCUGUGAAUUCUAUUUUCCAAUACUCGUUUUUUGUGUGUGCUAGUUAUAACUGAAUCAACCAGGAAUAAUUUUUUUUAUUAUAGAAA